Molecule: messenger RNA, 510 nt
Organism: Spathaspora passalidarum NRRL Y-27907
Lineage: Eukaryota; Fungi; Ascomycota; Pichiomycetes; Serinales; Debaryomycetaceae
Exons: 1
Coding region: 27-473 (148 amino acids)
Source: RefSeq, a predicted model, not a curated record
AAACUUAUAUCUUUUUAUCAAAUAAAAUGAGCGAUAAUAACGACAAGGAGCUUGAAGAAGUAUGGAAGUUGUUCCAAGACUCUCCAGAAGAAAUACAACAAAGACGUAAGACAUUAACCAAGGCCAUUCACGAUGACAAGACCCUUGAUUAUCCCAGCACCGUUAAAGUCACCACGGCAUUAGAUGAGGUAUUGGAAUGUUUCGCGCUUGGUGGUCAAUUAAGACAUUAUUACAGAUAUGGAACUUAUGAUGUGUGUGAACGACAGCGUGAAAAGUUUUGGUUUGCUGUGAAGCAUGGUGGCUUCACUGAUAAUAAUAAACCAGACGAUCAGUUGACUGAAAAGGAGUUGAACACUAGACUUAAAAUCCAAGAGUUUUUCAGAAAGAGGGUCCUUGAAGACAAGGCCGCCGGUAGUUCCGAGGAUAUUUGGGAUCAACGUAAGGAAUUAUUAAGCAAUCCGUUUAGAAAGUAAUCAUUUGUACAUAGAGUAAUAUACGAAAGUUAUCUAC